Hyaena hyaena (striped hyena) is the source of this 7676-nucleotide messenger RNA. RefSeq names its product cell adhesion molecule L1 like (gene CHL1). Bases 1 to 3678 code for a protein of 1225 amino acids. Gene Ontology annotation, molecular function: cell-cell adhesion mediator activity. Gene Ontology annotation, biological process: cell-cell adhesion; brain development. Lineage: Eukaryota; Metazoa; Chordata; Mammalia; Carnivora; Hyaenidae. The transcript is spliced from 26 exons. The record is from RefSeq and is a predicted model, not a curated record.
AUGGAGGUCCUGUUAGGUGGAAGAGGAUUAAUCGUGUCUCUAAUUUGUUUCCUGUUCAAAUUCUGCACAGCCACUGAAAUACCACUUUCAGUUCAGCAGGUUCCAACAAUCAUAAAACAGUCAAAAGUGCAAGUUGCCUUUCCCUUUGAUGAAUAUUUUCAAAUUGAAUGUGAAGCUAAAGGAAAUCCAGAACCAACAUUUAUGUGGACUAAGGAUGACAAGCUUUUUGAUCUCUCUGACUCCCGGAUCAUUGUGUCUAACAACUCAGGAACAUUUAAGAUCCCGAAUGAGGGGCACAUAUCUCAUUUUCAAGGGAAAUACCGCUGCUUUGCUUCUAAUAAACUGGGAGUUGCUAUGUCAGAAGAAAUAGAAUUUAUAGUUCCAAAUGUUCCAAAAUUCCCAAAAGAAAAAAUUGACCCUAUUGAAGUGGAGGAGGGAGAUCCAAUUGUCCUCCCGUGCAACCCUCCCAAAGGCCUUCCACCUUUACACAUUUAUUGGAUGAAUAUUGAAUUAGAACACAUCAAACAGGAUGAAAGAGUAUACAUGAGUCAAAAGGGAGAUCUGUACUUUGCAAAUGUGGAAGAAAAAGACAGUCGAAAUGAUUACUGUUGCUUUGCCGCAUUCCCAAGAUUGAGGACUAUUGUGCAGAAAAUGCCAAUGAAACUAACAGUGAACAGUUUAAGGCAUGCUAAUGACUCAAGUUCAUCCACAGAAAUUGGUUCCAAGGCAAAUUCGAUCAAGCAAAGAAAACCCAGACUGCUGUUGCCACCUCCUGAAAGUGGCAGUGAGUCCUCUAUUACCAUCCUCAAAGGGGACACCUUGCUGCUUGAGUGUUUUGCUGAAGGCCUGCCAACUCCAAAGGUCAGCUGGAACAAAAUAGGUGGUGAUUUACCCAAAGGAAGUGAAACAAAAGAAAAUCAUACCAACACUUUGAAGAUAGAGAAUGUUUCCUACUGGAACAGAGGGAAUUAUCGCUGCACAGCCAACAAUUUCUUAGGAUCAACCACUCAUGAUUUUCAUGUUAUAGUAGAAGAGCCUCCUCGCUGGACAAAGAAACCUCAGAGUGGUGUGUAUAGCACUGGGAGCAGCGGUAUCUUGUUGUGUGAGGCAGAAGGAGAGCCUGAGCCCACAAUCAAGUGGAGGGUCAAUGGCUCCCCGAUUGACAAAAAUCCAUUUGCUGGUGAUGUUGUCUCCCCUGGGGAAAUCAGUUUUACCAACCUACAACCAAAUCAUACUGCUGUGUACCAGUGUGAAGCCUCGAAUGCCCAUGGAACGAUCCUUGCCAAUGCCAAUAUUGAUGUUGUAGAUGUCCGUCCCCUGAUACAAACUGAAGAUGAAGAAAACUAUGCCACAGUGGUUGGGUACAGUGCUUUCUUACACUGCGAGUACUUUGCUUCACCUGAGGCCAUAGUGUCCUGGCAGAAGGUGGAAGAAGCAAAACCUCUUGAAGGUAGACGGUACCAUAUCCAUGAAAAUGGUACAUUGCAGAUUAACAAAACCACAGAAGAUGAUGCUGGCUCAUACUCUUGUUGGGUGGAAAAUGCUAAAGGAAAAACUGCAGUGACAGCCACUUUGGAUAUCAGAAAUGCUACAAAACUUCAAGUUUCUCCUAAGAACCCUCGUGUCCCCAAACUGCAUACACUUGAAUUACAUUGUGAGAGCAAGUGUGACCCGCAUUUAAAGCACAGUUUGAAGUUGUCCUGGAGUAAAAAUGGAGAAGCCUUUGAAAUUAAUGCCACAGAGGACGGCAGGAUAAUUAUCGAUGGAGCUAAUUUGACCGUAUCUAAUGUCACCUCAGAGGACCAAGGUAUUUACUCCUGUUCAGCUCAAACUGCACUGGAUAGUGUUGCUGAUGUAACUCAAGUAACCAUCCUCGAUGUUCCGGAUCCACCAGAAAACCUACACUUGUCUGAAAGACAGAACCGGAGUGUUCGGCUGACGUGGGACGCCGGAAACGAUCACAAUAGCCAUAUUAGUGAGUACAUUGUUGAAUUUGAAGGAAACAAGGAGGAACCUGGAAGAUGGGAGGAACUGGCUAGAGUCCAAGGAAAAGAAACAACAGUCAUAUUAUCUUUGGCUCCAUAUGUGAGGUAUCAGUUCAGGGUCAUCGCAGUGAAUGAAGUAGGGAGAAGCCAACCUAGCCAGCCAUCAGACCACCAUGAAACACCUCCAGCAGCUCCAGACAAGAAUCCACAAAACAUAAGAGUUCAAGCUUCUCAACCCAAGGAAAUGAUUAUAAGAUGGGAGCCUUUGAAAUCCAUGGAGCAGAAUGGACCAGGACUAGAGUACAGAGUGAUGUGGAAGCCACAGGGAGCCCCCGUGGAGUGGGAAGAAGAAACAGUCACAAACCACACCCUGCGCGUGAUGACACCUACUGUCUAUGCUCCUUAUGAUGUCCAAGUACAAGCCAUCAAUCACCUUGGCUCUGGCCCUGAGCCUCAGUCAGUGAUUCUCUACUCUGGGGAAGACUAUCCUGAUACAGCUCCAGUGAUCCACGGGGUGGACAUUAUAAACAGCACAUUAGUUAAAGUUACGUGGUCGACAAUUCCAAAGGACAGAGUACAUGGACAUCUAAAAGGAUAUCAGGUAAAUUGGUGGAAGACAAAAAGUCUGUUGGAUGGAAGAACACAUGCCAAAGAAGUUAACAUUCUGAGGUUUUCAGGACAAAGAAACUAUGGAAUGGUUCCUUCUCUAGAUGCCUUUAGUGAAUUUCAUUUAACAGUCUUAGCCUAUAAUUCCAAAGGUGCUGGUCCAGAGAGUGAGCCUUAUAUAUUUCAAACACCAGAAGGAGUACCUGAACAACCAGAUUUUUUGAAGAUCAUCAAAGUUGAUAAAGACACUGCCACUCUAACCUGGGGUCUACCUAAGAAAUUGAAUGGAAACUUGACUGGCUACCUAUUACAGUAUCAGAUAAUAAAUGACACCUAUGAACUUGGAGAACUAAAUGAUAUCAACAUUACCACUCCAUCAAAGCCCAGCUGGCGUCUCUCAAACCUCAAUUCAACUACCAAGUACAAAUUCUACUUGAGAGCUUGUACUUCAAAGGGCUGUGGAAAACCAAUCACAGAGGAAGGCUCCACGUUAGGAGAAGGCAGUAAAAGUAUCGGGAAGAUAUCAGAAGGAGUAAAUCUUACUCAAAAGACUCACCCAGUAGAGGUAUUUGAGCCUGGAGCUGAACAUAUAGUUCGCCUAUUGACUAAGAAUUGGGUUGAUAAUAAUAGCAUUUUUGAAGAUGUAAUUGAGACAAGAGGGAGAGAAUAUGCUGGUUUGUAUGAUGACAUCUCCACUCAAGGCUGGUUUAUUGGAUUGAUGUGUGCGAUUGCUCUUCUCACACUAAUCCUAUUAACUGUCUGCUUUGUGAAGAGGAACAGAGGUGGAAAGUACUCAGUGAAAGAAAAAGAAGAUCUGCAUCCAGAUCCAGAAGUUCAGUCAGUAAAAGAUGAAACUUUUGGUGAAUACAGUGACAGUGAUGAGAAACCUCUCAAAGGAAGCCUUCGAUCCCUUAACAGGGAUAUGCAGGCCACAGAAAGUGCUGACAGCUUAGUCCAGUACGGAGAAGGCGACCACGGUCUGUUCAGCGAAGAUGGAUCCUUUAUCGGCGCGUACGCUGGAUCUAAGGAGAAAGGAUCUGUUGAAAGCAAUGGCAGUUCUACAGCAACAUUUCCACUCCGAGCGUAAAUGUAUCACAUGUAAACAUCAGUGGUUUCACACCAACCUUCCAUAUUUAUCUGUUCGAGGGAGCAAGAACUUUCACAUAGGAAUAGAAACGUGUUGGCAUAAGAUUUCAUCCAGAAUUUGAACAUCUUGUAAUUAUGUUGAGAGAAUAGCACUGCCUUGAAAAAAUAAAAUACCAAGCACUACAGGCCUAUAUUGUUUGUUUUGUUUUGUUUUGUUUUUCAGGUGCUGAAAAUUCAGAACAUAAAACAGAUCCUGUAUUUAGAUUCACCUCAACUGAAUCCAAAGUAUCCCUUCAGUGUACUCCAUUUUUGCCUGGUUUUACUGUUCACUGUGUUCGCAUUGUUGUUGCUACCUUGUGGUUUUUCCUCUGUGUGCACAUUUGUAUUCAGUCUCUGAGAACUGUCUUAGUGACUUUGCUUCACGACAGGUAAAAAGAUGGGAGGCAAACUGGUUAUUUAAAAUGUAAAGAGGAAUUUGAAUGUCUUAUUAAAACAGUUCAUUGAAUAUAUACAGUCUAAAUCUAUUAUUUAAUUUUUUUUGUAGCAGGAGUCCUAGGUAAACUAUCAACUCGUAUUUAUUGAGCGCCUAACUGUUUGCCCAGAGAUGGUCAUGUUUAAACAGAAUUCUGACUUUUUCAGUUUUAACAUGAAUCUUUUGGUUAUAUCACUUAUGACAUCUAGAACCAUCUUUGGUUUUUGUUCUUUUAUUGGACUAAAUUCAGCUGCAAAGGAUGCAGUUAUCUGAUGAAAGAACAGGCCAAGGGAUCCGGGAUGCUGGAGUCUCCUAGCUACAUCUAUUUAAUAUCUUCAUUUCUAAAUUGACCACUUUUACCUUUUUUUCUAUGUUUAUAUAAUGGUAUGCUUGCAUAUAUUUCAUGAAUGCAUUGUACAUAUUAUGUUAAUAUUUACACAAUUUAAAAUACAGAUGUGUUUUAUUUUGAAGUGAGAAAAAGAACAUGAACAGGCAUGUUUGUACAGCUAAAGUAUAUAGUAAGAUAACAUUUUUCAUCAUUCCAGAGCUACAGCCAACAACACGAGGUUCCAAAACUGAAGACUUUGUAUAAAGCGUUUGGAUUUUGUUCUUAUAUUGCUUUUUCCAACAGUCUCAAAAUAAAAUAUCAUAUAAAUAUUGAGGGAAAUGUUUUCAUAUUUUUCAAAAUAAGGUUUCAUUGUGAGUAUAUUCCUACCCCAGCCCCCAAAAGAAAAACUGUUUACAGUAGACAUUUCUAUAAAGGGUUUGCCUUUCACAUUUUAAACAUCUUCACGGUGGGAUCUCUGUUCUUUUGUCAAAGUCAGCACAAAUUCAGGGAAUUCAUUUUCUGGCAUGUGGGCUACUAGUCCUUCUAAAAUUGUACAUGAAAAUGGUUUAAAAAUAUUAUGAAGGACUGUGCAUGCAUGCCAGUAAAAUCCAGUGUUCAACUUCUCACUUUAUGGAAAGAUUUUUUAACCCUACCAUGAAAUUCUUGAUUAUGUUUAAGUGAAAGUGAAAUCACAGAUUUUCCUUUAGUUUUUGAACUGUAGCUAUGGCUAUACAUUGUUAAACCCUGACUUUGAUUUAUGCAGCCCACCGUAUUUCUUGUGGACCGAAAUUAGGGAUGUUUGUAAUGGUCAGUGCAGUAAUCCACAUGGAGCAUCUAAUGGUCAUUUUUUACCUAGUGCGUCCUCCAAAAUGCAUGGGCAGCAAAAGAAUGUCUUAUUUAAAACAAUACGUCAUGGGCUCAGGAUUUGACCAAACUCCCAGAAAUCAGAGUUUCCAAAAGGAAGGGCAUCUUGGUCCUCCUUGUGUACAAGGGGCCACACUUCCAUCAGUGCACCUUGAGUUUCAUCCCCGUCAGAUUUCUAAAGCAUUUUCUGGAGGAAGAAUUCUCAUGUUUUGACAUACCCGGGAAGAAUUUCUGGCCCUCAGCCACCGAUGAGGCCAAGGCUGGCACUUCCGAGUACAGUUCUGCUAUUAGUCUAGUUCCUUUUCUUUGUCAUCAGCCAAGACGGUUUUAAGAGAAUCAUGCAGGUUGGAAACACUAUCCAGAAAGCAUUAGAAGUAGAUUUAUUUUGAAUUUAAUAAUCUUUAAAUUAGAACUUAACACGACUACUGCAGUGUUUGAUUUUCCUAGACCUCAGUGUUUCCCUUUAGCAGUCUGAGUAACAGGGAUGUUCCUUUUCCUAUUUUCUCAAAGACCAAAACUUACUUACAGACAUGAAGCAUGAGGUUAUGUUAUGACUGCCUCUUGCUGUUAUUCUCUAUACGUUUUCUUAAUACCAUUUGGCUUCUACUAAGAAUCUUCAGUGCAGAAGAAUUGGUUCAGAACUAACUUUCUCUGUUAACUGUCAAUAUUAUUUUAAUGUAAUAGAUUGUAUAUAAUCUCAAGGAUUGUUGGUGGGGAUGAGUUCCUAGAGAACUGUCCAAAGGUUGGAAAAAUCCAAGUUCUCUUCCUGGUUCCAGCGCUGAUCUUGUACAUAAACCUUAGGCACGUUGCUUGACCCCUUUGCUUCGUACUGUCUCAACUAUGAAGUGCUAAUGAUGAUCUCAGUUACCUUAUCUUUGUCACAGGGUGUUCUUUUUUAUGAAGAAAAAUCUGAAAAUGAUCAAAGCUAAGAUGCCUUGUAACUUCAUAAACCGUUAAUCCAACGAUGUAUCAAAAGUCACCCCACACAUACCAACUCAACUUUUUUCCUGUGAGCACAUAAAUAUAUUUUUAUAGAAAGACAAAUCUACAGGAAAUAAAAUCUGCUGUUCAGUGAGCAGUAUGAUUUGCACAUGCCAUCAAAAAUUAUUAAUCAGAAAACAAGUAAGCAGGGUCUUUGCUAUACAAAAGUGUUUUUCACUAAUUUUGCAUGUGUAUUUAUAAGAAAAUGUGAAUUUGGUGGAUUAUUCUAUCGGUGUAAAGGCAUCUGAUAUUUUAGAUGUACCCAUGUUUAUAAAGGUGUAAAGCACAAUGAAAUUAUGCUGGAAGUCUCAAAUAAUAUUUUUUCCUAUUUUAUAUUCAUGGAAGAGAUGAGAUAGAGAGAGAACAAUAAUGAGAAAUGUUGGUGUGUUUUUCUAAGCAUUUAAAACAUAGUUGCCAAUCGAAGCCCUAAAUAUGUUUACAUGCCAUUAAGAUAUGAUUCUUGUAACAAUUUUAAAUUGAUUAUAACGGGGUUGGGUUUGUAAUUUGUGGUAGUAUAUAUCCUAGUGUUCCCAUAGUAAAAUAAAUAGGGUUGAGCCAAAGCUUACUUUGUUUUGUGUCUUAAAUUGUUUGAUUACAUCUUCAAAAGCGAUGAAAGGUAUGUAGAACUGGUUUACCUGAUUACUUUUUUUGGCUUAGAUUAAUAUUCAUAGUAGAACUUUAUUAAAAUGUGUUUGUAUCGUAGGUGGUGUUUGUAUUAUGCUUAUGAAUAUGUAUGGUUUAAAAAUAUUUUCAUUAUACAAGAAAUUCAACUUUCCAAAUAAAAGUUCAACUUCAUGUACUCUAAAAAUGUUUGUAUUCUUUUCUGUCUAGAUAAGAAGAAUCAGAAUUUCUAUAUCCACCUUACCUUCAGGUGCCUCUGAUCCUGGAAUGUCAAUAAAUGAAGUAUAAAUUAAUAAAGCACAAGUGACAUAUAAGUAAAAGUAUUUUGAUCCGAAUGACUAUACAUACAAAUAGACCAUAUAAUAACAACAUCUGCAAAAUGUAAUAAGCCAAUAAAUUCUGUACUUAAUGAUAAAUGUAAAAUUAAGACGAAUAUAUAUAUUCAUUUGAUUAUUUUUAGAACAAUGUAGACCUGUCAGUUUUCAAGAAAAUGUUCAAUAUUCUAUACUUUCAAAUAAGGUUAGCGAGUAAUUGGGACACCCAAUCUACUAAAAAUUAUAAUUUUUGAAAAGUGUUUUACGUGUACUAAGCAUGUUAUAUACAUUAUCACAUUUAACCUCUAAAACAAUAUUCUGUUUGUAGAAUUAAGGCACAACAUGAUUAAAAAAUGUGGUAAAUGUAACCAGCAUGGGCUCGAGGUGGAAAUUAAACCCAGUGCGGUUUGACUCUAAAA